AUGGUAAAGCUCACAGUGUAGCAUUUUCAUUGUGCUGGACAAAUUGAAAAGCCUCUAUCACUAACCCUUAAACAAAAUAUGUUUUUGUAUAUUAUGUAAUAUCAUAUUGAAAAUGAUAGUAUAUAAUUUUUUUACGUCUUACAUUGAAAAAAGCAAAUUUUUUAACAAAAUUCAGAUGGACUUGUAACACUUAAACUUGGAGAAAAUGCGUUCGGUAGCUUUAAUGGUAUGGUUCUUUUUGAACGUCGUAUUGUUAGGUAUGUGUGGAUACAUAUACUUACUCUGGCUUCAAUACUGGCGCCAUAUAAGUGUAAAAAAUCGACAGAUACGUGAUAUGACUUACACGCGACAACCAUACGUCGAAUAUUAUGAUGAAGGGGACCUAACUGUCAAUCCAAUGCUCAAGGGGAAAAAAUCUAUAAUGCAUAUGGAUGAAGAAGAAUUAGACGAAUCAAAUAUUAUUAGGUUGACCAACUUUAAAAAUAAAAUAAUUACACGUCUAAGGCAAGUUGUAAUGAAGGAAAAUAAUGGUUACCUCAAAGGUGAAAACCCAUAUAACGUUCCAUACAAACCACAAGCUUCCAAGAUUAUCAAUAAGAAUUGGGUAUGUGAUAUGCUUUCUAGUUUAGAUACUUUUAGAACGCUUGAAAGAUCAGAUCUCGACCACCCGUUAAUGGACUACUUAUCAGAAGUACCACUAUUUGACGAUAGUGAAAUUUAUGAUUCCUGUGCUAUUGUAUCAAAUGCAGCAACUUUAAGAAAUUCAAAUUUUGGACAUUUUAUAGAUAAACACGACUUAGUAUUACGUUUCAACAAUGCUCCUACAAAAGGAUAUGAAAAAGAUGUUGGAUCUAAAACUACAAUUCGUAUACUAAAUUCACAAGUUGUUAGCAAACCAAAUUUCAAAUUUUUGUCUUCUCCGCUGUACAAGCAAUUAAAACUUUUAAUGUGGGAUCCAUCAAAUUACUCUUCUUCUGUAAAUGAGUGGAUUCAGAAUCCCGAGCAUGAUUUUGUAAAUAACUAUAUGACUUACAGAAAAACAUAUCCUUCGUCCAAUUUUCAUAUUGUACAUCCGCAUUACUUAUGGUUUCUUUGGGAUUUCUUGCAAUCCCAUACUACAGCUCAUAUAAGGCGAAAUCCCCCAUCAUCUGGAUUUUUGGGGUUAGCAAUGUUACUACCUCGAUGCACAGUUGUAAAUAUGUUUGAGUUCAUACCAUCAGAAAGACUUACACAUAGAUGUCACUAUUAUCACGAAAAGGUGGAUGAUACAUGUACUUUUGGAAUUUGGCAUCCACUAGCUGCUGAAAAGUUGUUAAUGUUAGCAGCAAAUACCAUGCCUGAUCAAACAGUUUUUCACACUGGUUUUGUAUCGAUUGAAGGUUACAAAUCGCUUCAGUGUAAUCUAUAAGAAUAUCAAACCUGCCGAUGUGUUCAUUUACUUAAAUUAAGGUCAACAAAAAGUAGAUUUAUAAUUUUAUAAAUAGUUCAAUUGGAUAAAUUGUAAUAGCAUAAUACAUGUAUUUCUUAAAAAAUUUUUAGAAGAUUAUAUAUUACCUAACGAGAGUAUUGAAAUUGUUUUGUUUCGAUUUGUCAAUUAUUGAAAAAUUCCUUUUUGUGAUAUUAGUUAUUUGCUAAUCACCUCUUAUUAACGUUUAUUGCUUAUUGUUUAUCUUUUUUUUUUAUUACUUGUAAAAAAAGUAGUUGCUUUAUUUCUAUACUAUUUGUUAAUAUUUUAAAUAUUGUAUUUCUUUAAUUUUUAGUUUUUACAUAACAAGUUUAAUAAGAAUCGAGAUUUGUUAAGUACCGUAAAAUAUUGUUUUUAUAGCCCGUGGGCUUGUUUUGUUAGAGUGGGCAAUAAGUAUUCAUUCUAUGGCAGUAACCAAUUUUAAACUUAAUACAUAACUUGUUCCUUUACAAGUUAUUAAAAUAAUGAAAAUCGAUGAUAAAAUGAAAAUAUAAUGUGAUAUUCAAUUUGAAAUUAAUUACAAUAAAUCUGUGUAUUUUAGUUUAAAAUAAAUUUUAACAUCAAUGAGUCAAAAACUAUUUAACUCUAAUGUGCGUAGAGAAAUUUAUUAAAACACUUGGCAACUAUAUUGAAGGUAAUAAAAAAUCCAUAUAAAAUAUAUUAGUCAACUCCAACU
Messenger RNA from Daktulosphaira vitifoliae (grape phylloxera), 2141 nucleotides. It is a transcript of the gene SiaT, whose product is annotated as beta-galactoside alpha-2,6-sialyltransferase 2. The coding region runs from base 206 to 1408 and encodes 400 amino acids. Lineage: Eukaryota; Metazoa; Arthropoda; Insecta; Hemiptera; Phylloxeridae. Gene Ontology annotation, molecular function: sialyltransferase activity. The transcript is spliced from 6 exons. The record is from RefSeq and is a predicted model, not a curated record.